This is a messenger RNA of Guillardia theta CCMP2712, 357 nucleotides long. RefSeq lists its product as hypothetical. Bases 1 to 357 code for a protein of 118 amino acids. The record is from RefSeq and is a predicted model, not a curated record. The transcript has a single exon. Lineage: Eukaryota; Cryptophyceae; Pyrenomonadales; Geminigeraceae.
AUGACAGGCUUGCACCCAGCCAACGCUCAGCAGCAUGAACUACCGCAUCUGCAAGAGGCUACCAGAACAGCCUUGUACAACCCACACCCUGGAUCUGCGGCUUCUGCAAGCCGUGACAAUUACGACGGCAAGCACUUCCCGGUCCUCUUCUCCCCUCCAUCCUCUGUCCCAGACGUCUGCCCCGUCUGCCUCGAGAAAAACAGCCCCGCAUACCUCAGAUACCCCUGUGGGCACCACGUGUGCCACUCCUGCUUCUCGCCCAAGGACAACUCAACAAUCAAACCCCUCGACCUCUUCACCUUCGACCAGGACUACUUCCGUGUGUGGCCUCUCACAAGCAGAGACACAACACUGUGA